This is a messenger RNA of Trichobilharzia regenti, 2967 nucleotides long. Lineage: Eukaryota; Metazoa; Platyhelminthes; Trematoda; Strigeidida; Schistosomatidae. The record is from the annotation of a GenBank genome assembly.
AUGGAUAUCAAUAAAAAUGAUGAAAUAUCACAUGAUAAUAAGGUGUCUUGUGUUUACACAUCAGUUGGAGUCAAUCAUUUCUCCGGUUGUAGUUCUAUCCUAGCAAUUAGUCCACCUUUGAAUCCAUCAAGAGUAUACAAUAUUCUAGCAUUUGGUUCAAGUCAUAUGAUAUGCUUAUCCAAGUUAUCUACUUCAAGUGUAAAUGAUGAAAUGAUGGCCGAAGUGAUGAUGAAUACAAAGGCAUGCAUGGAUAAAUUUUGUAUUUAUCAAACAUUAUUUGGUCAUACUUCUGAUGUAAGGUGUAUACGUUGGUUGAGCAGCUGUGAUCAUCAUUGUUCAAGCAUAUCAAAAAUUUAUUCGCAUUCAAUAUACUUUUUAAUGUCUGCUGAUAAUUGUGGUACAAUAAUUAUUUGGGCAUGCUCUACUAAUCAUUUAUUGCAUUCUGAUCAGUUGACCAGUAGUCAGUUCAUCGCGAUAAACAAAUUUCAAGUACCAAAAAAUUCAAGCAUAAAUGCCAUUGAUGGUUUCUUUUUUCCUGCAUCAAAUUCUUCAGUGCACAAUGAUCAGUCAUGUUGUGGCGUUUUAUUUUUAUCCGCUGCGUCUGAUACUUCAGUGUAUAAUUGGUGUGUUAAUAUUCCAGAGGAUAUACUCACAAAUAAUGCUGUAUUCUUACCUGUCAAAUCGAUCAAUCAUAUUACACGAAAUCCAUCGCUUUGUUUGUGUCUCAAAACUUUCUGUGUAAAAUAUAAUAUUACUACAACUAGUGGUGAUAAGAUGCACUGGCUUCGUUUUAUCGUUUUGGGACUUGACAAUGGACAGACAGAAAUAUGGUCAAUGGGUCUCUUUGAUUAUAAUGACGAUGAUGGUGAUGAUAAAGAAAGCGGUGGAAACUUCACACUGGGCGCCACCCUAUCGGGACAUCAAGAUUGGGUUAGAUGUAUGGAUGUUUGUAUUGAUGAAGCGCCAGUCAUUCCUGUUAUAUUAAUUGCUACAGGUGGUCAAGACAGUAUUGUUCGAUUAUGGCGUCUGUUUUCUAUGGUGAAUGAUACAAAUAAGGCAGUUUAUGAGCAUACAAAGGUCAUCAGUCUUCAACUUCCACAAAACUUCUCAGCUGACAAUCUCAACCUGUGCUUGACAUCUGAAAGUGUUCUAGCUAGUCAUGAAAAUUGGGUCACUGGUAUCUCUUGGUCGUCAACUACCACGGAUCGUUUGUUCCCUCCACAUCUACUUACAUGCAGUAUGGACAAAUCACUAAUUGUUUGGGAUCCUCCUAGUGAAAAUUCUAAGGAAUCAUCAUCACCAUCAUCAUCAUCAGAUGUAUGCAGUUUGUGGAAGGAAAAAGCUCGACUUGGACAUUUUGGUGAUACAGGAUUGAGUAUAAUGGAUUGUCACUGGUUACCUAGUGAUGGUAGCAAAAUAUUUGGACAUACUUUUCAAGGAAGUAUUUCUAUAUGGUGUAAAUCUGAAAAGGGCUUCUGGCUUCCAGCCUUACCUUUAACGGGACAUGUUGGACCUGUGGCAGAUUUAACUUGGAUGUCUUUACACGGUGAUGAGAAGAAUAAUGAUAGCAAUGACGCGUACACUUAUCUUCUCACAGCAGGUUUUGAUCAGACAGUGCGUUUACACGCAUGCCAGUCACAUGGCAGUAUUCCAGGAGAAUAUUGGUAUGAACUAGCCAGACCACAAAUUCAUGGUUAUGAUAUGAAUGCAAUUGCAAGCAUUUCACCAAUCUUAUAUGCAUCAGCCGGUGAUGAAAAAGUAGUUCGUGUAUUUAAAACUACCAAAGCAUUUUUAAAAUCUUUUAAACAAUUGUAUAAAUCUUCAACGGUUCGUCAGAAGUUGGAUGUUAUACUUGCUGAUAAUUCUGUACCUGCAGGUGCUGUACAACCACCACUUGGUCUUUCUAAUCAAAUUGUUAAUGCAACAUCGGAGAACACUAAUGGUUAUGGUGUUAACAAUGAAUACGAUGUAAACCAUAAUGAAUAUGUGAAUGAUGGAAAAGCUGAAAUCACCAAUGAAGACGAGUCUAUAUAUGAUGAAAUUCCUACGGAGGAUCGAUUACAGCAUGCAACUUUAUGGCCAGAAGUGAAAAAGUUGUAUGGUCAUCCUUAUGAAAUAUAUUCUUUGGCAGUUCACCCGCAUAGACUUCUAGUGGCCUCUGCGUGUUCAGCAUCAAAACCAGAGUAUGCUCAUGUCAUAUUAUGGAAUGGCAAUUCAAAUUGGUGCAUACAUCAGCGUUUACAACAUCAUCAGUUAACUGUAAGUCAGUUGGCCUGGAGUCAUGAUGGCACUCGACUUUUAGCUGUUUCCCGAGAUCGAACUUGGAGUUUAUGGUGUGAACAGGCUGUUAGUAUUAAUAGUAGCGGAGAUAUGAUGAAUCAUGUUCCAAAUUAUUAUUUAGCAGCAUAUCCUAUGAAAGGACAAAGUCACUCGAGAAUAAUUUGGACUUGCGCAUGGGGUCCGGAUGACAAAUACUUCUUCACUGGAUCUCGUGAUACAACAGUAUGUUGUUGGAGUGGCAGUGUUAAAACGCAAACGCAAACAGAUAAUGAUGGCAAUACACCCCCUGAAGUACUUCGUCGCUUAGAUACUUACAAAGAUUUUGGCCAUGCUGUUACAGCCUUGGAUGUUUGUGAGACUGUCACUCUGCAGGACGAAUCUAAUCAUCAUCAUCAUGCUAAUCAUUCGUAUUUAAUGGCUGUUGGUCUAGAAUCUGGUAGCAUAAUUCUUUUAAAGUUGAUUAAGUCACAAUCGUCAAGUGAACGUUUCUUCACAUGGUCAGUUGUGCUAAACUUUCCAACAAAUUGGUGUCAUGUUCCGGGUAAACGAUUGAGAAGAAUUUCAUUUUUACCAGAAAAGAAUAAUACUAAUGCGAGUAAAAAGAUUAACAAAUCAGUUAUACAUUUAUCUACAGCUGGUGAUGAUGGAUUGGUACGUGUUUUCAAAGUCAACCGGGCGUUGAUUUGA